Hemiscyllium ocellatum (epaulette shark) is the source of this 568-nucleotide messenger RNA. RefSeq names its product NADH:ubiquinone oxidoreductase subunit A13 (gene ndufa13). The transcript has 5 exons. The record is from RefSeq and is a predicted model, not a curated record. Bases 20 to 454 code for a protein of 144 amino acids. Lineage: Eukaryota; Metazoa; Chordata; Chondrichthyes; Orectolobiformes; Hemiscylliidae.
CGGAAGGUGUUCCAGGAAGAUGGCGACCCUGAAGGUGAAGCAGGACUUACCGCCUCCGGGGGGCUAUGGGCCUGUGGAUUAUAAGAGAAACCUCCCCCGGAGAGGACUGUCAGGUUAUAGCAUGUUUGGGAUUGGAAUUGGGGUUUUAAUCUUUGGAUACUGGAGGCUGUUCAAGUGGAACAGGGAGAGAAGACGCCUGCAAAUCGAAGAUCUGGAAGCCCGUAUCGCAUUGCUACCUCUAUUGUAUGCUGAACAGGAUAGAAGGACUCUGCGUCUAUUAAGGGAGAAUCUUGAGGAAGAGGCUAAAAUUAUGAAGGAUGUUCCAGGCUGGAAGGUUGGCGAGAGUGUUUACAACUCUGAUCGCUGGACCACACCGACAGUGGAGGAACUGUUUAACUUACGACCGGAGGAAGAAUACCUCAGAGCGAAGUACGGGUUCCAGUGGUACGUGUGAGUGCCCUGUGAGAACUUUGACCGAGGAUUUGAUCUUUGGCUCCUUAAAGAAGCCCUUCAGAAGAACUGUGUCCCGAAGUGUGAUAUUAUUAAAACUGACUUAUGUAUAUUGGAA